Molecule: messenger RNA, 2508 nt
Organism: Microtus ochrogaster (prairie vole)
Lineage: Eukaryota; Metazoa; Chordata; Mammalia; Rodentia; Cricetidae
Gene: Eeig1
Product: estrogen-induced osteoclastogenesis regulator 1
Source: RefSeq, a predicted model, not a curated record
UCAGGGAACUCGCUCAUGGCUUUUUUGAUGAAGAAGAAGAAAUUCAAAUUCCAAACCACUUUCACCCUGGAGGAGCUGACUGCGGUCCCCUUCGUGAACGGGGUCCUCUUUUGCAAAGUCCGGCUGCUGGAUGGCGGGGAUUUUGUCAGUUUGUCGUCCAGGGAGGAGGUACAGGAGAAUUGUGUGCGGUGGCGGAAGAGGUUCACUUUUGUGUGUAAGAUGAGUGCCAACCCGGCCACAGGCCUGCUGGACCCCUGCAUCUUUCGAGUGUCCGUGCGCAAGGAGCUGAAAGGCGGGAAGGCGUAUUCCAAGCUUGGCUUCACUGACUUGAACCUGGCUGAGUUUGCAGGCUCAGGCUCCACCGUACGCUGCUGCCUAUUGGAGGGAUAUGAUACCAAGAACACCCGCCAGGACAACUCCAUCCUCAAGGUCACUAUUGGCAUGUUCCUGCUCUCUGGAGACCCCUGUUUUAAGACGCCGCCAUCUACUGCCAAGUCCAUCUCCAUCCCGGGCCAGGACUCCUCCCUGCAGCUGACAUGUAAAGGUGGUGGGACCAGCAGCGGUGGCAGCAGUAGCACCAAUUCCCUGACUGGGUCCCGGCCCCACAAGGCCCGGCCCACCAUCCUGGGUUCAGGACUUCCAGAGGAGCCAGAGCAAAGCCUGUCCAGUCCCGAGGAGGUGUUCCACUCUGGCCACUCCCGCAACUCCAGCUAUGCCAGCCAGCAGUCCAAGCUGUCCGGCUACAGCACAGAGCACUCUCGCUCCUCCAGCCUGUCUGACUUGACACACCGCAGAAACACGUCCACUAGUAGCAGCACCUCUGGUGGCCUCAGCAUGACUGUAGAGGGUCCUGAGAGCAUCGACAGGGAACACCGGCCCCCAGAGAAGCCACCUCGACCUCCUGAGAAGCCACCACGACCCCCACGACCCCUGCAUCUGUCUGACCGCUCAUUUCGGCGAAAGAAGGACUCAGUGGAGAGCCACCCAACCUGGGUGGACGAUACUCGCAUUGAUGCGGAUGACAUUGUGGAGAAGAUAAUGCAGAGCCAGGACUUCACCGAUGGCAGCAAUACUGAGGACAGUAACCUUCGGCUGUUUGUGAGCCGUGAUGGCUCCACCACGUUGAGUGGCAUUCAGCUGGCCAACAGAGUCUCCUCUGGAGUCUAUGAGCCUGUCGUGAUUGAAAGCCAUUGAGGGACCAGGUCUGAGGAAGGGCCCUGCUGUCUCUUGCACCCAGGUCAGCGGCGUUCCUGGAGGAGCUGGAAGCUGCCCUUUGGAUCUGUUCUGCAUCGCGCCUGUGCCUCCUUGUACUCUAGCCACACCAGCCCCAAAGCAUCAUUCCAUUGUCCUUCGUCCACCCCGAACCACUGGUCCCCGGUGCCACUGUGAAUAUUGUCCUCUGAACCACUAGAAAAUGGGGAAGAUGGAGCUGGCCAGGACUGCCCAAACUAGAGAGGACCUGGGCCCAGCAAAGGACACAGCCACUCCUUCAUGUUGGGGUACUUGUGGCUGCCACCCUCAUGACCUGCUUACUGCAGGAGCAACAGCUUCAGCCAGUCUAACAAGGCUCUUGCUUCUUCACCUUGCCCUUGAGGAGCUGGACCCUCCCCAGAAUCCUGCCACCUCUGACCCUCCGCUUAGUGCUUCAGCUGUCCUUAUGUCCUGAGGAGACCUGCUGGCAGCUUUCUCCUGGGAGCCAAGACCUCAACCCCACCUCCCUCAUCAAAUGUUCUCCUGCUGCCCUGCAGCCUGCACUUUGCACGUGCUUGUCCCCGACACAGCCACCGAUCCUUGCCCUUAUUCUGGACUCCUGGGUGCUGUCUGCUGUGCAGCCAGACCUAGGGUACAGUCGCCCGGCUGGAACGUGGCACUGCCCCUUCCCUCAAAUUAUCCCCAUUUCAGACCCAAGAGCAGGGCCUAGAAAGGUCUGAGCAUCAUGGUGCCAUCUGCUAGGGCUGGGUCCUGAGCAGCUGGCCUUCCUGCAGGAAAGGAAGGGUGGGGCCCAGCUGUGCUGGGUAAGCAAAGGCUUCUCUUCCUCUGCUCUCCUGUCAGCAGGCCUGGGCUGGGUUCCAGGCUGGAGAGGCAGUCAGCCAGGUGGGCUGUGACUGCAUGGACUGGAGCUGGUUUAUUGCCAGACAAGCCUCAGCCCUCUGGGCAAGGGGCAUGCUUUCCCUGGGGAGUCUGGUCCUGUGCCCUGCUCAGGCCUUCCCCUUACUACCCACCCUCUUGGUACCUCCCCAGCCCCAGCACUUUCUGUGUCUUCUGUAAUUUGCUUAAAGGAGGCGGGUACUGGCUGCCAGUUCAGCCCUGGAUAAAUUCCCACCCCCAAGUUUCACUCAUUUUGUAUGAACCCAGCAGGCUGGCGUUUCCUUAGCCUUUAGGUAUUUUCCUUUUCCUCCUAAGUUCACAGCUUGGAAUUCCCUCCUCCCCCAGCAAGGGGAGGUAGGUGCCUCUGUUCCCCACUCCACCUACAUCUCAGCAGGGCUGGGGACAGGGAACGGGGGUGGG